Molecule: messenger RNA, 954 nt
Organism: Colletotrichum tamarilloi
Lineage: Eukaryota; Fungi; Ascomycota; Sordariomycetes; Glomerellales; Glomerellaceae
Exons: 1
Coding region: 1-954 (317 amino acids)
Source: RefSeq, a predicted model, not a curated record
AUGCAAAUCGUUCGCGCGCCCGUCUCGGGCAUUUCUGUGAGGACAGACUGGACAGGACGGGACGUCCGUUUUGGCACCAAAGAGGUCGUGGAGGUGUCGAAGAGCAGCAAGGCUAGAGCUUCUCGCAUCCCCAUGGUCAUCCCGUCUCAUCCUGUUUCUCUCUCUCUCUCUCUCUCACCUCAUCCAAUUCACCAUCUCAUCCCUCCCGUCCGUCCAUCCAUCCAUCCAAUCCGUCCACCUUCCUCACUCACCUCACAGCCAACGCAAGCCCCACGGACCCCUCCACCCCUCCCUCAGAGGCUGCCCCCUCCAUCUCGUCGGGCUGUUGUUCCCACUUCCUUGCUGUUCCUGAUUGUCUUAUUCCCAUCCGAGUCAAACGCUAAAGCGCGGUAUGCCGGGAUUAGCCCCUGUCCCUGUAAUUUAGGAUGGACGCGCCUCAACUUCCGACGACUGCUCACCUACGUAGUACGCAGUAUUCACAAGUACCAACAGCUUCCUCAUCACACCUUUUUCUCUCAACUUACAUUGUCUUUGGCUACAUUUGCGUUUGCUACAUUCUGGUGCUCUUCAGAUCUCGCCCUCGGAACCCGUGAUAUAAGCUAUAGGUUCAGCCAGCAGACCGGGAUUCCUAUUGACUGCCGCCGCAAAGUCUGGCCAUGCCGCGGCCUUGUCAGAAGACUAGUUGUCCACGACCCGUCUGGACGCCAUGCCUGGACGCCAUGGACUCUCGACUUGGUCUUCUUGGCCGUCUUCUGGCCGAGAGCCGCAGGUCACUCGCUUGUACCCGAUGCCGCCAAGAAGGACCUCGCCCUCUCGGUUGGCCACCCUCACUUUGCCUGCCUGCGUUUCUUUUCUCAGAACGUCCGUGAUAUUCAUCUCCCGUACCCGCGCGCCGUCUUGUUUGUUCUUCCUCUUCCGAUCCUGAGCCGCUACGGUUCUUGCCAUCCCAGUUAG